AUGCGAAUCAGGCGGAAACAGAGUUCCGCCCGGUGAUUCUUACGUAGGCGAUUACAGACGACUCAAUUAAUCAAAUUAAGAUCUGUAAAAGCCGGAAGAAUCGUAGUUGAACGAAGUAUAGUUUGGUAAAUAAAAAUCAACAAAGUAUCACUAAAUGAAGCGUAAAUUAAAUUGAAAGCAGGAAAACAGAGUUCCGGCGUCGCGACGGCGAUGCGUCGGCGAUGCAUCGGAAUCCUGAGCGUUCGGGAGGAUCGUCGUGCAGUGUCCACGGCCUCGAAGGCUCUCCUUGGACAAAGACGACGUGGGCAAUCUCUAGAUAAAGCAGGAAAAUAGAGUUCCGGCGUCGCGACGGUGACGCGUUGGCGAUGCACCGGAAUCUUGAGCGUUCGGGAGGGUCGUCGUGCAGUGUCCACGGCCUCGAAGGCUCUCCUUGGACAAAGACAACGUGGGCAAUCUCUAGAUAAAGCAGGAAAACAGAGUUCCGGCGUCGCGACGGCGACGCAUCGGCGAUGCACCGGAAUCCUGAGCGUUCGGGAGGGUCGUCGUGCAGUGUCCACGGCCUUGAAGGCUCUCCUUGGACAAAGACGAUGUGGGCAAUCUCUAGAUCUUCUCGUGAAGUCUAGAGACCAAUGAAGUGGGUCGUCGAAUCGUCUCCGGCGGCUGUCACCCGGCGGAGCGGAAAAACAGCGACUUUGCGGCUCUCCGGCGGCUGUCACCCGACAGAGAGGGGCUGGAUGGAGGUGAGGCGCAUGUUAGAGAGCUUCAUCCUCAGGUCCGCGCAGCAAGAGGAGGCUCUUCAUCGCAUCUGGUACGCUCUUAGGAGGUGGCGACUGGUCUCCCGGCGGAUCGUCCUCUUCCCGACGACGGCUUGUUCGUCGAUCAAUCGGAGAUGAUUUACUCGAUGGAUUGCGAUCCUUUUAUCGCGAAUCGUUCAAAAAUUUUAGUAGCAAUGCUCUGCGAAUCGCGUUGACGAGAUUUUCGCCGAUGAUCCAGCGAUUCCGAUUGCUUAAUCCUUCACCGGCGAUCUGCAGGAAAGUCGUGAUAAUCAGUUAAAAAUAUAUGAAUUUUGACUUUGGGAGGAUUCGAACGCGCGGCGGUCGCCUGCCCAUUUAGUCCCACAUCGGUUGUGCGCGGAUUAUUCGGGCGAAUAUAUAGUAAAGUUAACUUUCUAGGCAAAGUCCUCUCGCGUGUACGAUCACUCCUUGCCCCACAGCCGGCUGACCACUGGUGACGUGGAAGGGGAGUGGCGCACACGUGCCCCUAUCGAUCCAAGCAAGCCGCUUGAGCCCCUGCUCGCGGCUACUCCCCGACUGCGCUUCCGACCCGCUUGCGGGCCCGGCUGGUCGGCGGAUCCCCCCAUUUUGCAAUAUUUUUAUUUUUAUUUCUUGUUCUUCAUUUAUCUCAAAACUAAGACUGUAAAAAUCAUAUAAAAUCACAUAAUUACCCAAAAAUUCACGUUAAUCAACUGAAAACCACUUUUCAUGCUUUAACACAAAUAUAAGUCUAUUUAUCAUGAGUUAAGGCUAAAACUAUAUUAUUUACUAAUUAUUAACUCAUAAUAAUGAAGACUUAUCAACCAUCUUCAAGUAAGAUGAGUGCACUAGAGUCUAUCUCAUGUAUUAUCACAUCCCCUCUUCAAAAGAGGUCUUUAAUUCUCCAUGUCAUCCUCGCCGUUUGUGCAAAUGAGAUCCCACUUAUGUAACCUCAAAAUGAGGUCAAACUUUUAUCACUCAAUCAAAUUUCAUAUUAAAAAAAAAAAAAACCCUAAACCCUAAACCCUAAACCCAUCGUGUGCAUGCAUUGCAAGACACUUGUUGUGCAUGUCCACGAUGUCAAGAGGCGCAAGUGGCAUCUAUCUCCGAAGAAUGUGCCUGAGAGGCACCAAAGUGCUUGGGCGUGUGAAGUACUAG
This is a messenger RNA of Spirodela intermedia, 1910 nucleotides long. The record is from the annotation of a GenBank genome assembly. Lineage: Eukaryota; Viridiplantae; Streptophyta; Magnoliopsida; Alismatales; Araceae.